This is a messenger RNA of Diatraea saccharalis (sugarcane borer), 3903 nucleotides long. The record is from the annotation of a GenBank genome assembly. NCBI's taxonomy places the organism in Eukaryota, Metazoa, Arthropoda, Insecta, Lepidoptera, Crambidae.
AAACAACUGCUUCGUGUUUUGUUUCAUCCGUUUUGUGCUUUCGUGUUUAUAUUUGUGGUGAUGUCGUUUAGAUAUUAUUUAUCGUUAAACUAAAUUUAUAAGUUAAACUCCGAUAUUUCAACAUAAUGGGAACAACGGGUCUAUCAAUUACUUUAGCUAAUAGUAUAAUAGGGGUAGGCAUAUUAGCUAUGCCAUUCUGUUUUCAACAAUGUGGUGUUUUGCUGGCUACUCUAAUUCUAUUACUGAUGGGUUUGGUGUCAAGACUAUGCUGCUAUUUUUUAUUAAAAUCUGCUUUACUUGCGAGAAGAAGGAACUUUGAAUUUCUUGCAUUCCAUGUUUUUGGCACAGCAGGCAAAUUUGGAGUGGAAGUGGGUAUAAUUGGUUUUCUAAUGGGCACUUGCAUAGCUUACUUCGUUGUAGUCGGAGACCUUGGGCCACAGAUCAUCUCUAAAAUGUUUAAUAUCAAUCAAAGUGAUAUGUUAAGAACAUCAAUAAUGGUGAUUGUUUCCCUUGUUUGUGUUUUGCCGCUAGGCCUGUUGAGGAAUGUGGACAGUUUGAGCAAUGUCAGUGCGGCAACUAUAGGAUUCUAUUUUUGCCUUGUCAUGAAGGUAAUAGCUGAAGCUGCAUCGGUAUUGUUGGAAGGCGACUGGCAGUCUCGUGUGCAGAUGUGGCGACCAGCGGGCGUGUUACAGUGCGUGCCUAUAUUCUCAAUGGCACUGUUCUGCCAAACACAGUUGUUUGAAAUAUUUGAAUCACUACCAUCUCUAUCACUGGAAAAGAUGAACUUGGUGACGAAAAACGCCAUCAAUAUAUGUACAGGUGUCUACUUCACACUCGGACUGUUCGGCUACAUAGCUUUUAAUGCACAAGAAAUAUCAGGCAAUAUUCUGAUGAGCCUGAGUCCAACUAUGGCUAGUGACGUCAUAAAGCUAGGGUUCGUGAUGUCGCUCGCGUUCAGCUUCCCGCUUAUUAUAUUCCCGUGCCGUGCGAGUCUCUAUUCACUUUUGUAUAAAAAGGUACACUCCUCUCAUCACGACCACAUAAUCAAUAACUCUAUCCCAGAGGGUUCAUUUCGUCGCAUCACAGUUGGUAUAGUGGCAUGCACUCUGGGUGUUAGUCUGCUGUUGCCGAACAUCGAGCUAGUGUUAGGUCUAGUGGGAUCCACCAUAGGUGUACUUGUUUGCCUCGUUUUCCCAGCCGCUUGCUUUCUACAUCUCACAUUUAAGGAUACCAAUGAGAGGCUAUUAGCGAAGGGCAUAUUAAUAUUAGGAUUUAUCAUAAUGGUCCUUGGUACUUAUGCAAAUCUACAAGCAGCUGAAAACCAAGCCGACAAGUACGACGAGAAAUAUAUCACGAAGGAGCGUAUUGAUAAAAUUGUUGAAGAUUUCUUCGAGAAGAUGGAAAAAAGCAACGGUCUCAACCUCAAACCAGAAGACAAUGGCAACAUCAUAAAUGAUAAAAGUAAAGUAAAUGGUGAAACAAUAAAAGAAUCCGUUAUUCUGCCACCAAAUCCAGUACCACCAGAGUCGCAAUCCAACGAGAAAAAUGGAAAACUUGCUAUUAAUAUUGCUACGAAAAAUAAAGAAGUAAUGUCUAAUAAAUUUAAAAAUACUUCAGACAAAGUAUCGGGAUCACACCCCAAAAAUUUGAAGAAACAGAAUGAAGUGAAAAGUAUAAAUGUAGAUGAAAUGAAGGAUGAAAUCAAAGAAAAAACAGAAAAACAAAAGGAAGAGGCAAAAGUGAAAGAUCAAAUCAAACCUUCAACAAAUGACGAAAAAAUUAAUAUGAUAAAGCAGCAACAAUUGAUAGAAACUAUAAAACAACAUGGCAAAGAGCAAAAAGAACUAAUCAAAGAACAAAAAGAGAUUUUAGAUGAAAUAUAUAAAACGAAACAAGAGUUACAGAAGAAUAAAAAUGAGGUUGCCAAUGAAGAGGCAAAAAAGAUUGCUGUAGAGAGCAUAAAGAAAAUUGCUAAUAUAGCUUUGCAAAGUUUAGGCGGUGUUACUGAUAAGCCGGGUCAAUCCAAUGAAGAUAAAAUAUCUAAUAAUUUAGAAAAACUGGCCAAUGAAGCCGUUCAACAAAUCGCACAGAAAGCCGUUGAAACAAUAGUGGCAAUAAAAGAAACUCAAGAAAAACCGGAACAGCCAUUGAAGCUGCCAGAUUUGCCCGUUUUACCAAAUAUUGCACCUGUAAAUAAUGAGAACGGAGCUCGCAGUAAUAAUAAUGCUGCAAUAAAUAAUCAAAAUCUUAAAAUAAAUAUAUCAAGCCCAUCUCAACAAACCCCUGUCGCAAAAGAUAAUCUUGCAUCCAAUAUCGCAAAUAACAGCCCUGAUUCCAAAGUCCCGAAUAACAAAAUUGUGAAUAAUCCUGAUUUAGGAAACUCUGAACUCCCCAAAAAUACGAUGAAACAAAAAUCUAAUGUCCAACCUGGUAUUAAUAUUCAACAAGAUGUUGGAAAUUUAAACUUACCCGAUAAAAACCAAAUUGCAUCAAAUAUUAGUAACGUCGCUUCGAAUAUCGUUCAAACUAUGGUUCACGCUGAAGCUGCACCAAACAUUCCACAAGCUUCUGUCAAUAAUGACCAAGCCGCGCUUAACGUUAUUCAAGUUCCAUCAAAUAUUCCGGGAGCAAUACCUCAACCAGCUAAUAAUGUAGAUGUAGAACAAGCAGCUCCAAACAUAAAUAACGCACAACUGAAAAGCAAUAAUAUUCUAGUUGAAAACGCACAAAAUAUCGUACAGGCGAAUCUACCAGUACAAAAUCAAAUGAUUGAAAGUAAACUACCUGAAAAGGAUAUUGAACUCCAAGAGAAACAACCCGAAAAAAAUAUUAAAUCACAAGAUAAUGCAGCCAAAGAGCAUUCACAUUCUCCAGACGAGCCUCAAUCUUAUAAACAGGGUGAAGAGUCUCAAAAGAAAAAUGAUCCAGCUCUUACUAAUAUGGUCGAUCAAAAUAUACCCUUGGCUUUAGCUUUGAACGGUAAAUCGCCAAGCAUUCUGAGUACUGAUGAAGUAAAAAACAAUAUAAAUAACAACGAUCAACAAAAUAUUCAAGUAGAAGAUAAAAAAGUUAACAAUGCUCCCGUGAGGCAUAAAAGAGAAGUUAUUGAUUGUACUGAAAAAUCCACAUUGAAACCGGAAGACAAGGAAAUCUGUAAAGCUCUGGUUGAUACUCCUACUAUAAAAAUAAUCAAAAGUAAUUCCAAUCAUGUUCUGUCACCCAAAGUAGAUCUUAAUGAUGUAGAUUUACCUAAGGAUUUACCAUUGCACCCGAAUAUGUUAACUCAUCAUAUUCUAAGUAGAUCUUUGAAAAGUAUAGAAAACGAUGAAAAGUCAUGAUGAAAAUAUAUAUUUUUUUAGAAUAUAAGACUCGGAUGCCUUUAAACGUAGUUAUACUGCCAGGUUUAAAUUUUCUUUAUUCACAUAUGAAAAUAAACCAAGAGAGACAAGUACAUACCUGGGGAAAUUGUUACAGUGUGAUGCAAACUUAUUGACUAUUGUAAUGUGAGAACAUAAUUUUGGAAUUUAAAUUCCAAAACGUCUUAUUUUGUAUCCUUAAACGAAGCUAAGAUACUAAAAGCUAUGAAACCAACGUAAGAAUGAGCGAGUAAGAAAGUCUUUUCAUGUUUUCAUUCGAUCAUACAUACAUGUUAUUUUUGAACGUCAAACAUACAAUGGAAAUAAUAAGAAUGAGGUUAUAAUAUUAUUACGAGCGUUGGAACGCCCGAAAUUUUCUUAUAUGACUUAGCUCCCUUGAACAGAAUGUGUGAAAUUCAUUAUUUUUUUUUAUAAAUAGCUAAUUUCGCCUUAAGCAAGUAAAAGAUUUUCUAGAUAAAUUUUAUUCAAAAUUGGAAUUGAAACUGGUUGUAGUUUACGGUAGCCAGGGGUAAAUAAUAAAUACGUC